Messenger RNA from Pestalotiopsis fici W106-1, 1263 nucleotides. RefSeq lists its product as uncharacterized. The record is from RefSeq and is a predicted model, not a curated record. The transcript has a single exon. Gene Ontology annotation, cellular component: nuclear chromosome. The coding region runs from base 1 to 1263 and encodes 420 amino acids. Gene Ontology annotation, molecular function: DNA-binding transcription factor activity; DNA binding. NCBI's taxonomy places the organism in Eukaryota, Fungi, Ascomycota, Sordariomycetes, Amphisphaeriales, Sporocadaceae. Gene Ontology annotation, biological process: positive regulation of transcription by RNA polymerase II; meiotic cell cycle.
AUGGACAAUAGCCACUACAAUGCUGGCAAAGGCCAGACCAACGUCCCGCCUCUACAAAGCGUGACUACUCAUGGUCAUCUGACCUACGUUAACUCUCAUAGCCAGCCCACUCCCGUCGACAAGAUCGACAUUCAGGGCACCAUUGACAAAGGCUUCUUCCUGUCCGAGGGAGAAUGGACCUGCUACCGACGAAACUACUUUUCGUGUAUUUGCUCCUUCAGCCUCGACCCCCCCAACUUGCACAACCUUCCAAUUCGAUACACACAGACUGCUUCCGGCGUAACAUACGAUGUAUUUGAUUUCGCCAUGACCAUUACGGCUGUGGUGUCUGAGAGCGACGCACACACGAUUGAUCUGGUCCAGCACACACCAAAGCGUGACAAGGGACCUACUUCGCAGCCUGAAAGGGUCAAGUUGUCGCCAAAACACAUUGUGCCCAGCAGCCACCCGCUUGGAGCGGGUAUGUAUGCGUAUAACCGUCUCGCUGGCGGUGGCGCAAUGGGCGCUGGGUAUGGAGACUACUCACAAGCCCAGGGCGCACAUCCAACCGAACAUACAUUUGAGCGCAUACAGUUCAAACAAGCGACUGCCAACAAUGGCAAACGGCGAGCAGCACAGCAAUACUACCAUCUCGUGAUUGAACUCCAUGCCAACGUUGGUGAGAUGGGAAGAGGAGUUGCCGACCAGUGGCUGAGGGUCGCCCACCGAAAAUCCGCCAAAAUGAUCGUCCGUGGACGUUCACCAGGCCAUUAUCAAUCGGAGCGGCGAGGAAGUGCUAGCAGCGGCCCUGGUGGCUCCAGUGGCACGCUUGGGAGCUAUUCAGGACAGGUCCCCGACUACAACGGCGGGUCAUCGAUUCUGACUCCAAGUUACGGGAAUCAGACGUAUGAGACUCGACCAACACACCACUACGGCACCAACCACCGCCACCAUGAAAUGCAAAUAGACCAGAUCAUGUCGGCAGAUCAAUGCAAGUCCAUUGACAACACCAAAGGAUAUCAAUACUACCCUGGUGCCAUCUACGAAGGCCACGAUCAUAGAGACGGCGGCGGCAUUCCCUGCUUCCCGCGCAAUGACCAGGAUACAAUGAUACCUUCUCUCAGCAGAAAUUCAGACUUGUCAAUAUCGAGGCUGAAGCACGAGAACGAAGGGCAACUGCCGAGUCUGUGCAUUCCAGGACCUAACUAUCUUGGCCCAGGUUGUAACCGAUAUGACGGCAAAUCAACCUCUGCAGGCUAUUACCCCAUUUCUCAAACAUCCUAA